Molecule: messenger RNA, 494 nt
Organism: Drosophila kikkawai
Lineage: Eukaryota; Metazoa; Arthropoda; Insecta; Diptera; Drosophilidae
Source: RefSeq, a predicted model, not a curated record
UAUAAUCGCCACGUUACCAUGAUGCGCAACGUAUCCGCCGCCAUAGCCGCCGUUUUCCUGCUGGUGUCCGUUGUGACGCUCCUUCUGCUCCCGACUGCCGAUGCUGCCAGCGAGCCCGUGUGCACCUAUCGCAACUCGGAGGAUGAGACCAUAUUCCUCAAGUAUCUGCCGCUCCUGAAGCGAGGCGAGGACUAUGUUGACUUUGGCAAGGAGGGAAAGUGCCUGAAGCGGGCCAUCUGCACGGACACCUUCAAGACCAUUGUGGAGAGCUGCGCCCAGCACAAGAUCACCUGUGCCAACAAGGAUCGCUUUACUGGCGUCUUUCCCGGCUGCUGUCUCAAGUGUCCUUAAGUUCAAUAUCGUGUGGGUUCUAUUUUCCAAAUAAGGGUAAAGGUGUUGAGUUAAAAAAUAACUAACUUGAUUUAUAUUGGAAUACUUGUUAAAUAUGAUAAAUUAUUACAAUUCCAACGAAUAAAAAAAACAUAAUUUUUAAA